Messenger RNA from Brienomyrus brachyistius, 9122 nucleotides. It is a transcript of the gene chd2, whose product is annotated as chromodomain helicase DNA binding protein 2. Gene Ontology annotation, molecular function: histone binding; ATP-dependent chromatin remodeler activity; ATP binding. The transcript is spliced from 43 exons. Bases 2617 to 8028 code for a protein of 1803 amino acids. Gene Ontology annotation, biological process: nucleosome organization; regulation of transcription by RNA polymerase II. The record is from RefSeq and is a predicted model, not a curated record. Gene Ontology annotation, cellular component: chromatin; nucleus. NCBI's taxonomy places the organism in Eukaryota, Metazoa, Chordata, Actinopteri, Osteoglossiformes, Mormyridae.
GUGUCAUGGACAUUACAUUGCAUUCGCCAUAUUGUGUCACGGUUCUAGCCAUGGAAGCAGACGCACUUCAGGCUGAAAAGUCCCGAGCCGAACGGUCCGCGCAGCUCCUGGCUCCGGCCCUCCCCCAAUCCGGGCGGCGGUACGGGAGGGGUGCCGGCUUCUUGCUUCCCAGCAUGCCUGUCAGGUGGAGGAAGCGGCGCUCGCUGGCGUGAAAAAAAGAGAGCGACGUUCUCUAUGCGUUACGGAGGACAGAUGGAGGGAGGGAGAAAGAAAGAGGAAGGAAAGAAAGAGAGGGAGGGGGAGAGAGAGAGAGCGAGCGAGAGAGAGAGAGAGAGAGAGCGGACUCGUUAGGCAGCCUUACACACACACACCCAGAGCAGAAGAUGGCAGGGGAAGCGGGAGGCGAGCCGGCGCGGAAAGCAUGAGAAAACGGGCAAAAAUCGGCAGAGAAACCGUCUCUGCGCCGCACGGAUGGCGGAGGGGGACAAUGAUCCUGCGAAGUUGGGGUAAGAAACGGCUGCAUGAUAUCCACUGAAGAUGGAUGAACCAGAAGAUGCAUGUGGUUUUGAUUGAAAACAACUGAUGAAGGUACAUCUGUUGAGAAGCCCAAGAUGGAACAAUGGGCAAGACACCAGUCUCUGUUGAUUUAGAAAUGGAUGGACUGAAUGUCUGCUGUCACUGUGUAGAAAUGUGGAGAGAGUCAGACCUCAAAGUGAAGAAGUUGAAGUGGAGACCAUUGGUAUGUCAUCAAGAUGGCAGCCUCCUUUCUCUGCUUUGGAAAGGCUUUUAUUGUUGGGAAAAGCGGAGUCUUUGGUUUUGAGUACUUGCUACAUUGCAUGGAUGUUUGUUUUGAGACGUAAUGACUGGAGAAAUCUGUGCUGCUUCUGUGUGCAUACUGAAAAGAUGUUUCUUAAAGUAAUGCAAAGUUUGUAUUGAUUCAUAUUUGAAAAUCUUAUUGUAAACUAUGUGUAAUUGAAUCGUUUUGUUUUUUUAUUAAUGCUUAAUAAAAAAGGAUAUGUACCAUUUUUCUUUGACUCUUUUUCUAUUGGUCAAAUUUUAAAUGGAUUUUACCCUUUGGACUUCUUGAGUUGACUUAUUGGAAUAAAGUGACUUUUUACAUUUAAACUCAUUGAUUAUGGACUGUCUGACCAAUUCAAUGGUUUGUUUCAUAUUCAUUUAGAAAAGAGUUACUUGAUGGUUCCAUGGAAAAUGAAUUGUCAUGCUUUUUGAAAUAAUUCUGCUGGUUGGGUGUCUGAAAAAUGUACAUGUUUCUCAGUUUGUAAUCAACUUGUUGAUUGUUGGGAGUCCUCCAUAUGGCACUGCGUUGUUGACCAUUAAAGAUGCUUUGUAGACUUGGGUCCUACAAAAGGCUAUUGGAUACAUCCUAAACCCCCAUCUGUUGGGUUUAACAAGACCAGUGGUGUAUGUUUUGGAUUCGGGAUGGUCUUUAUUCCAUUCAUUGGCUAGUUAUGUCCUGCUACUGGAAGAGUAUAGCUGACAUAUUGCUGCUUUUAAUGGCUAGUCUGCAAUUGGGCGAUUUUGUGAAGGGUCAUCUUGUUUUUUGUCAUUCUUUAGUUUUAAUGUGGUUAUACUGGAAAUGGAUAUAGCCAGUGCUCCAUUGACUGGGAUUUUCCAUCAGCUCUGGCUAUUUUUUCUAACAAUAGUCUUUAGUUGCAUAAUUCCUCAAGGUACAAAGGGUUAAAUCAGAUGUGAAGGCAGUAGCUGUAAUGGUGUCCAAGGCUGCUCUGUUGCUUCUAUAAAAUGGCUUCAGUUAUCUAGUUUCCUCAUUUCCUGUCUGAACAGGAAGUGGUGGCACGGACAAAAAAAUGUAAUCUCCAAAAAAAAUUAAAAAUUAAACAGCUCCCCCCAAUAUCUUGCUCUGGGGAUGAAUUUGGUUACUUGUGUCAGUGUCCAGUCCCACAUCCAUGAUAUGAAGAAGACAGUUUAGUUGUAAAUAUUGGCAUUUUUGUAGGAUAUGGAAGGGGUGGGUCUUCAGUGCAUCACCUGAGUCCUGGGGUAAAUGGAAAGGACGUCAAUCAAAGGCUGGGCUCUCAGAGCUGGGAAGGAGCUCUAGAUGGCGGCUGAGCCUCGGAGAGGGGCGCGCAUUCACGCUCGCACGGCUUCGUCUGGCACUUUUUCAUGCCCCCCGCAACUUUGAACAACUUUUCGGGCUCCCCGGGCUCAACCCAGGCGAGAGUAGGGCUAGAUGCGGUGUAGUUGGCGUGAGAAUUAGCAGCGUUUUCCGGCGCUAGGUCGAUGCAUUUGGCGGAGGGGGAGCCGCACUGUGCCGUCUGUGCGAGUCGUUGUUUCCCCAGCCAGGCAGGGCGGCCAUGGCGCACCUCCAUUUUUAGUGCGCUCGCCUGGGCGCUCCUCCGGCUCCUCUUCCUUUCUUCUCAGCUACCGAUAUUUCAACGCAGAUUAAAAUUUUAAAAUCAAAUUAUUUCGAUAUUAGUCGUUUUAAAAGGAUUUUUGUUUCUUUUUUCCGGAAUCGCGAAAACGGGAUAAAUACUCCUUAAGGGAGACUAGAAAGCGGCGCCGCAGUCUACCUGUCUGUACAUGGAAUAGUUAAUACCAGAACUUAAGAUCCCCAAACGCAAACGUUUUCAAGAUUAAACCAUGAUGAAGAAUAAGGACAAAAAGCAGGACGAUGACGGGUCGCCUCAAAGCAAUGCAUCAAGCAAUUCUGCAUCAGAGGAAUCGAACCGCUCAGCAUCGGAGUCCGGGAGUCAGUCGGACAGCGAGCGGGGAAGCGAGCGUGGAAGGUCCCGACGCUCCGAGUCCAACAGCACGUCCGAGUCCGAGAGCCACUCCGAGUCUGAGAGCGAGUCAAAGCAAGCCUCAGCUGUGGUCAAGGACAAGCCCAUCCGAAAGAAGGAUAAGCUAGCGGAUGUUAAGAAGAUGUGGGAGGAACAUCCAGAUGUUUAUGGGGUCAGAAGGUCCAACCGGAGCAGACACGAACCUGCUCGCCUUAAUAUCGGCGCCGAGGGCAGCAGCGAAUCUGAAAGUGAAGUUCCCAAAAGAAAAGUCUCCCGGCAGAAGAAGACAGAAAAUACCUGGAAAGAUGAUGACUCAAAUGAAGAGGAGGAGGAUGAUGAUGAGGAAGAUGCCAGCAGUGCAGACAGUGAGCAGGAUGAGAAAAAAGUUAGAUCCAGACGACUGCCAGCGAGAAGGCCUCAGAGCAAGUCGGCUGGGGCCAAAAAGCAGGAGCCCCUCAGAGGCAAGAAAUCAAGGAAGCAAGAGUCAUCAGACGACGAGGAUGAGGAUGACGACGACGAAGAUGAGGACACGCCCAAGCGACAGACGCGCCGUCGGGCAGCCGCCAAAGUCAGUUAUAAGGAGGAUCUGAAUGACUUUGAGACAGACUCCGACGACCUGAUUGAGAUGGCGGGGGAGGCUGGCGACGAACAACAGGACAAUGACAGUGAGACCAUCGAGAAGGUCAUGGACGUCAGGACUGGCCGUAAGGGAGCCACAGGGGCUUCCACCACGCUAUACGCCGUGGAGGCCAACGGCGACCCGUGUGCCGACUUCAACCCUGAGAAAGACGAGGGUGAGACGCAGUACCUGAUCAAGUGGAAGGGCUGGUCCUACAUUCACAACACGUGGGAGAGCAUGGACUCCCUCAUCCAGCAGAAGGUCAAGGGGCUCAAGAAGCUGGAGAACUUUAAGAAGAAGAAUGACGAGCUCAGUUACUGGAUCUCAAAAGCCUCCCCAGAAGACCUGGAGUAUUACAACUGCCAGCAAGAACUGACCACAGACCUCAAUAAACAGUUCCAGAUCGUGGAGCGAGUCAUAGCAACAAAGACCGGCAAAUCGCAGUGCUCCUCUGACUUUCCCUCACACAGCCAUAAAACUGCCAGCUCGUCCAACGAGCCCGAGUACCUCUGCAAGUGGAUGGGCCUGCCGUACGCCGAGUGCAGCUGGGAGGAUGGCGCGCUCAUAAGUAAGAAGUUCCAACACUGCAUUGACAGUUUUAACAACCGCAAUUCCUGCAAGACCAUCCCCUCGAAGGACUGCAAGGUGUUGAAACAGAGGCCACGGUUUGUGACAUUGAAGAAACAGCCGUCAUACAUUGGCGGUGAGAACCUGGAACUACGGGACUAUCAACUUGAUGGACUCAACUGGCUGGCUCACUCCUGGUGCAGGUGCAACAGCGUGAUCCUGGCUGAUGAGAUGGGGCUGGGGAAGACCAUCCAGACCAUCUCCUUCCUGUCCUACUUGUUCCACCAGCACCAGCUCUAUGGUCCUUUCCUCUUGGUGGUGCCCCUGUCCACACUCACCUCCUGGCAGCGUGAGUUUAACACCUGGGCCCCGGACAUGAACGUGGUGGUCUACCUCGGUGACGUGAUGAGCAGGAAGACGAUCCGCGACUAUGAGUGGGUGCACCCACAGACAAAGAGGAUCAAGUUCAAUGCACUGUUGACAACGUACGAAAUCCUUCUGAAAGACAAGGGUGUCCUAGGAAACAUAAACUGGGCCUUCCUUGGGGUCGACGAGGCCCACAGGCUGAAGAAUGACGACUCGCUGCUCUACAAAACGCUGAUUGACUUCAGGUCCAACCACAGGCUGCUAAUCACAGGGACUCCACUGCAGAACUCGCUCAAAGAGCUCUGGUCACUGCUGCACUUCCUCAUGCCUGAUAAGUUCGAGUCUUGGGAGGAUUUCGAGGACGAACACGGUAAAGGGCGGGACAACGGCUACCAGAGUCUCCACAAAGUCCUGGAGCCUUUCCUCCUCCGGCGCGUCAAGAAGGAUGUGGAGAAGUCGCUCCCGGCCAAAGUGGAGCAGAUCCUGCGUGUGGACAUGAGCGCUCAGCAGAAGCAGUUCUACAAGUGGAUCCUGACCAGGAACUACCGGGCUCUGUCCAAGGGCACGAGGGGCAGCUCCUCGGGCUUCCUGAACAUCGUCAUGGAGCUGAAGAAGUGCUGCAACCACAGCUUCCUCAUCAAGCAGAGUGAGGACAGCGAGACCGGCAGCCAGCAGGAGCAGUUGCAGAACCUGGUGCGUGGCAGCGGCAAACUGGUCCUCCUGGAUAAGCUGCUGACCCGGCUGCAUGACAGGGGCAACCGCGUGCUCAUAUUCUCCCAGAUGGUGCGGAUGCUAGACAUCCUGGCCGAAUACCUGACCUUCAAGCGCUACCCCUUCCAGCGGUUGGACGGCUCAAUAAAAGGAGAGAUCAGAAAACAAGCUUUAGACCACUUCAAUGCUGAGGGAUCUGAGGACUUCUGCUUCCUGCUGUCCACGCGAGCCGGAGGUCUGGGCAUCAACCUGGCAUCGGCUGAUACUGUGGUCAUCUUCGACUCCGACUGGAAUCCCCAAAACGACCUGCAGGCACAGGCCCGAGCACACCGGAUAGGCCAGAAGAAGCAGGUGAAUAUUUAUCGUUUGGUCACAAAAGGGACAGUUGAGGAAGACAUCAUUGAAAGAGCCAAGAAGAAGAUGGUUUUGGACCAUCUGGUCAUUCAGAGGAUGGACACCACGGGACGAACUGUACUGGACAACAGCUCAGGAAACUCAAAUUCUAAUCCGUUUAACAAGGAGGAGUUGACAGCCAUUUUGAAGUUUGGCGCUGAAGAUCUUUUCAAAGAGCCAGAGGGAGAGGAGUCUGAACCACAGGAGAUGGACAUCGAUGAGAUCCUGCGGCUGGCAGAGACCAGGGAGAGCGAUCAGGGCUCCAGCGCCACAGACGAGCUGCUGUCCCAGUUCAAGGUGGCCAACUUCUCCACCAUGGAGGAGAGCAUGCCCGAGCUAGAGGAGAAGCCCAUGCGUGACUGGGACGACAUCAUCCCUGAAGAACAGCGCCGCAAGGUGGAGGAGGAGCAGAAGCAGAAGGAGAUGGAGGACAUCUACAUGCUUCCACGAAGCCGAAGCUCUAACAAGAAGGCCCAAGCCAACGACAGCGAUAGUGACGUUGGUUCCAAACUGAAGCACAGGUCCUCUGGGUCCGAGAGCGAGACCGACGACAGCGAGGAUGACAAGAAGCCGAAGAGAAGGGGCCGGCCCCGAGCUCGCAAGAACAACGUGGAGGGAUUCACCGACGCCGAGAUCCGCAGAUUCAUCAAAGGCUACAAGAAAUUUGGCUGCCCACUUGAUAGAUUGGAGGCCAUCGCACGUGAUGCAGAGCUGGUGGACAAGUCCAUCGCGGACCUUCGCAGGCUGGGAGAGCUGGUACACAGCAAUUGUCUGGCGGCCGUCCAGGAGCACGAAGAGCACCUGAAGGAGAACCCCAGUGAGGCCAAAGGUCCAGGGAAGCGAAGAGGGAUAAACAUCAAGAUCUCUGGGGUGCAGGUCAAUGCCAAGUCCAUCAUCCAACAUGAGGAAGAGUUCGAGGCCCUGCACAAGGCCGUGCCCUCGAACCCCGCAGAGAGGCACAAGUUCCAGCUCAGCUGUCGCGUGAAGGCCCCCCACUUCGACGUGGACUGGGACAUCAUGGAUGAUACACAGCUGCUGCUGGGGGUCUACGAGCACGGCUAUGGCAACUGGGACCUGAUCAAAACUGACCCCGAGCUCAAGCUGUCCAGCAAGAUCCUUCCGGAUGACCCAGAUAAGAAGCCUCAAGCCAAGCAGCUGCAGACGAGAUCUGACUACCUCCUCAAAAUGCUCAAGAAAGAGCUAGAAAGCAAAGACAUCCCCAAGCAAGGGGAUGAGAGCCAGGUGAAGAAGAAGAAGCCUCGCAAUAAGAAGGAGGCCAAGUCCUCCAAGGAUGAGCAGGGUAAUGACGUGUCCUCCCCACGCCUUUCCGACCACCCCUCCGAGGAAGGGGAGGUGAAGGAUGAUGGAACAGAGAAGUCCCCCACAAAGAAGAAACAGAAAAAGAAGGACAACAAAGAGAAUAAAGAAAAGCAGGGGACUCAGAAGAAAGAGAAGGAUGGAGAUAAGGACAAAAAGCACUCCAAGCCAAAAAAAGAAAAGGGCAAGGCGGGCACCAAAGGGAAGCCACCCCAAGGUCCGGUGCACAUCACGGCGGGCAGUGAGCCGGUGCCCAUUGGCGAUGAGGAUGAUGAGCUUGACCAGGAGACAUUCAGCAUCUGCAAAGAGCGCAUGAGGCCUGUGAAGAAGGCCCUGAAACAGCUGGACAAGCCCGACGAGGGCCUGUCGGUGCAGGAGCAGCUGCAGCACACCCGCAGCUGCCUGUUGAAGAUCGGGGACCGCAUCACCGAGUGCCUGAAGGCUUACAAUGACGCGGAGCAUGCCAUGGCCUGGCGCAGGAACCUCUGGAUUUUUGUGUCGAAGUUCACAGAGUUCGGCGCGAAGAAAUUAUAUAAGCUGUACAAGAUGGCUCAGAAGAAGCGGUCACAGGAAGAGGAGAAGGAGCAGAAGAAGAAGGAGGACGUCUCUGGGAGGAAGAAGCCCUUCAGGCCGGAGCCUUGCAGCUCCAGUCGGGACUCCACGGGCGCCCAGCCUUCCCCGAAGUCACAUGGGCCCUUGCCUCACCCCUCACAGCCCCCCCCCCACGCUCACCACAGGGACCCGUACAUGCCGCCCAACAAGAGGCACUUCCCCAGUGACAAUCGGGGAGACUGGCAGCGAGACCGUAAGUACCCAUAUCCUAGCAACCAGUCGUGGCAGGCUGAUCGGCACCACCCCUAUGAGCAGCACCGAUACAAGGAUCAUCACUACGGUGACCGGCGGCUGCACGGGGAUGCCUACAGGAGCUCGGGCAACUACCGCAAGCGGCCCUACGAGCAGUACGGCAACGACCGUGACCACAGGGGCCACCGCGACUACUAUGAUAGGCACUCAGACCCGAAGAGGCGUCGCAUGGACGACUUCCGUUCUCAGAACUACCACCAGGGCGGCAGCCACGUGCCGGACUACCGGAGGAUGCCCGAGCACCAUGGUCCGGUGACACCGGAACACUACCGGCCCUUUCACCCCGACAAGUCUGGGGACUACAUGCCCCCCCCGCUGCUGGACCCGCGCUCGCCACAAGCCCAGAAGUCCCCACUGGACACACGCUCACCCCAGGAAAGGACCGCAGAGCAGAAAAAUGCUGCAGAAUUCAGCUGGAGUGCCCGCAAGACAUGAGACGCGUGGCUCCAGGCGGAACGUCGCGUGACUGAGUGCACGCAGGGUGCGGGAGCGGACACUAGGGGGCGACACAUGCUGCUAGGGGAGGCGAGUUCUGUUUCCGCCAUCCAGUCCUCUGCCCGGUUGGACUUUGCAGGUGGAAAAAACAAAACAGACUCCUGUUUACCAGCAACCACCUCACCUUUUCAUUUUAAUGUUUUACAGCGGGACCGAGGGCAAAGACAGAUGUGGGACAGGGUUAAUAUUCGUGGGGGUAUCAAAGAGUGUCAAAUGAACAGACUAAGGUGUGUUUAGUCCCAUGGACUGAGGAUAUGCAGGAGGAGCCUGGGAAUAUGGAAAUGCCUCAGAGACUUGGCUUAUUUUUGAAAGAUACAGAAAGCUGGGGACGUUUUCCCAAAGCCACUUUUUUUCUUAAGUUUGUUUCGUUGUCGUUUCGGAAUAAUCUGAGGUCUGUCUAUAUGCUGAGGGAAGAGCAUGCCCUCACUGCCCCCCCCCCCCCUAGGCUCAGCGCCAUGACUCGGGCUGUCCGCUGCAGACACCUGUGGCGUUCAGGAGACUCUGCAGGUGUCGUGCUUUUUAUUAUCCCAGGGAUCAGGACAAGUUGCCGGCUGGUCUCAGCCACUCCUUAGACCAUCCUGGAGAGCUUUCACCGUGAAUCCUCUUGCCAACCCCAGAAUUCGUCAUACGAGCAUCAGAAAUCAAGCCGUAUGAACUUAAGCUGUUCUGUGAAUAGCCAACGCCAAGUCCAGAUGUUCUCUGCUAAAGCUGAAUUUUGUUUCCGCAAUAACCAGUAUUUAAAGUGAACAUAGGCCUUGUAAAAAAAAAUAUUUAAACACUAAAAAGACUUAAGGUGUCAUGAUGGCUGUCCCUGUCGGUGCGAUUGGGAGGCUGCUUUGACGCGCUUUAUUUCUACGGUCAGUACAGAAGGUACCUGCAGCUGCUCUUGCACUAAAAGUACAGUAUUCUACAGUAAUAUUGGAUGUUCCUUUCUUUGUAAGUAUUUUGUAACAUCACAACUUAAACGGUGAAAGUGUUCCUGAAUCCUUUUUGAAUACAGGUGAAUUAUACCUUUAAAUAAACUGGGAAGAUCA